UUCCAGGCCUUCUUCUCCAAUCAAACAAAAAUACAACAAUUAAAGUACAUAAUAAAUAAUAGAUAAAACGCAAAAACAAAUUCGAAACAACAAAGUGGAAUAAACCCAAACUGUGACGUGUAUACAACAACAAACAAGCCAAAGAAGAACAAAAAAGCCAAAAAAAAAAAGAAAGAAAAAAGGAAGAAAAACUACAAAAUUACAAAAGAAAUUUUGAUUGGUUUUCUACGUUUUCCUUGCAAGCAAAGAACGAACAGUACAGUAAGAUGGGUGAUUCUUCUGAAAGACAAAGUCUAUUGAAGAAUGAUGAAAACACUUCGAUGUACACCUCUGCAUCUGGUGCCGGUCCCCAAGCCCAGGCUGGUGGUGAUGAGGGUGUAGCACCAUCCCAGCAACAACCGCAGCAGACAGAUGGAGUUCAACAAUCGAAUGUGCCUUUCAUUGGUCCCGAUGAAGUGCCACCACCAUACCAACAGGGCACCGCUGGUGGUGUACCCAUGGUCACCUGUCGUGUUUGCCAAAAUAUGAUUGAUAUAACAUCAAAACGUGAUCAGCAUGUCGUUAAGUGUCUUCAGUGUAACGAAGCUACACCUAUACGUAAUGCUCCACCUGGUAAAAAAUAUGUACGUUGCCCAUGCAAUUGUUUGCUUAUUUGCAAAAGUUCUUCUCAACGUAUUGCUUGUCCACGUCCCAAUUGUAAGCGUAUUAUUAAUUUAGCACCCAGUCCAGUAACACCACCUGUACCCACAAUGCCGGGUAUGUGUCGUGUAAAUUGUGGUCAUUGCUCGGAUACAUUUUUGUUUAAUACAUUUCACAAUUCGCUGGCCCGUUGUCCACACUGCAGAAAAGUGUCAUCGGUGGGUUCACGUUUCGCCUUUAGUCGUGGUAUUCUCUUCAUAAUUAUAGGUUUAAUUGUUUUGAUUACUGCUAUUGGUAUAACCGUUGGUACUCACAGAUAUGCCCAAGAUCAUGCGGGUAUUUAUGUGGCAUAUAUUGGCUUAUUUUUAAUUGGCGCAUUUUUAUGCGGCCGCUCGCUUUAUUACUUCCGCUUGAAAGUAAGCCAUGUCGAUGGACCCAUGUAAGAACGUAUUUAACCAGCUUUUUAUAGCAGCAUUCCUUUUGAUAUUAUAUUGAAAAAAAGCAAAACAAA
This is a messenger RNA of Musca vetustissima, 1150 nucleotides long. RefSeq names its product type 1 phosphatidylinositol 4,5-bisphosphate 4-phosphatase. The record is from RefSeq and is a predicted model, not a curated record. Gene Ontology annotation, cellular component: plasma membrane; late endosome membrane; phagocytic vesicle membrane. Lineage: Eukaryota; Metazoa; Arthropoda; Insecta; Diptera; Muscidae. Gene Ontology annotation, biological process: phosphatidylinositol dephosphorylation. Gene Ontology annotation, molecular function: phosphatidylinositol-4,5-bisphosphate 4-phosphatase activity. Bases 267 to 1082 code for a protein of 271 amino acids. The transcript is spliced from 5 exons.